AUGAAAGAUAAAAUAAUAGUAAUCGCAGGAACUACAGGUGUGGGCAAAUCUCAGCUUUCCAUAGAGUUAGCGAAAAGGUACAAUGGAGAAAUCAUUAAUUCUGAUUCAAUGCAGGUAUAUAAGGAUAUCCCGAUUAUAUCUAACAAACAUCCUUUGGAAGAAAGGGAAGGUAUACCGCAUCAUGUAAUGAAUUUUGUUGAUUGGAAUGACGAAUACUAUAUGCAUAGGUUUGAAAAUGAUUGUAUCAAUGCCAUCGAUGACAUUUUGAAAAGAGGAAAGCUACCAAUCGUAGUAGGCGGCACACAUUACUAUUUACAAUGCCUUUUCAAUAAAAGAAUCAAUGAACAAAUGGAUGUUACUGAGUCUAUCACUGAAGAACAAUCUCAAAUCUUAAAUUCAAACGAUAAAAAUUUGAUUUAUAACAAGUUGAUUGAAAUUGAUCCUGAAAUUGCCAAGAGGUACCAUCCAAAUGAUAAUAGAAGGGUUCAAAGAAUGUUAGAGAUAUACUACCGUACAAAGAUAAGACCAAGUGAAGCUUUUCAGAAUCAGGAUACAACUCUAAAAUAUGAUACUUUAUUUCUUUGGUGCUUUAGUGAAUUGGGUCCACUCAACCAAAGAUUGGACGACAGAGUAGAUAUGAUGAUGAAAAAUGGAGCUCUAGAAGAUAUUAAUCAAUUGUUUAGCUACCAUCAAAAAAAUAACGUAACAUCGAUGGAGAAUGGUGUCUGGCAAGUUAUUGGCUUCAAAGAAUUUUUACCAUGGCUACUAGAAGAUAAAAGCAGUAAGACGAUAAAGUUCGAAGACUGUGUGGAGAGAAUGAAAAUACGAACAAGGCAGUACGCCAAGAAGCAGAUAAAAUGGAUUCAAAAAAUGUUGAUUCCUGAUAUUAAUGGUGAUAUAUACGUUCUGAAUGCUACAGAUCUCAAUAGAUGGAAAGAGCUGGUCCUAGAAAGAGCCACAAAAAUUGCUGAAAGCUUUAUGAACAAUCUUGAACAGAUCGAAUCAAGGGCCCCAGCAGAACUAAUCAGAUUAUUAGAAAAAGAACAAACUUUUGAUAAGAAGAAGACUAAUGACUGGGAGCACUAUACCUGCGAUAUAUGCAUGGAUUCAAAUGGUGAGAAAUUGAUUGCCCUUGGAGAAAAGAACUGGAAUAUUCAUUUGAAGAGUAGGAGACAUAAAAGUAAUUUGACGAGAGGUAGUAAAAAGGCCGAAUAUGAAAAAUGGAAAUUAAAACAGCGAGAAGGAGAAAGCAACGGAAAGCAGAGUAUGUAUCCCUUUGUACGCACAUAA
Messenger RNA from Kazachstania africana CBS 2517, 1290 nucleotides. RefSeq names its product tRNA dimethylallyltransferase (gene MOD5). The record is from RefSeq and is a predicted model, not a curated record. Gene Ontology annotation, molecular function: ATP binding; tRNA dimethylallyltransferase activity. Lineage: Eukaryota; Fungi; Ascomycota; Saccharomycetes; Saccharomycetales; Saccharomycetaceae. The transcript has a single exon. Bases 1 to 1290 code for a protein of 429 amino acids. Gene Ontology annotation, biological process: tRNA modification. Gene Ontology annotation, cellular component: mitochondrion.